AUGGCUGCUUUUGGUAGAGUUCUAUUAGGAAUGAUGGCUUUCACAGUCUUAAUCAGUGUGUCUGCUGAUCCAGACAUGCUUCAAGAUCUUUGUGUUGCUGAUCUCUCUUCUGCUGUGAAGGUGAAUGGAUUUGCUUGCAAGUCAAACGUGACAGCUGAGGACUUCUUCUCCGCGGGGCUUGCCAAUCCAGGAGCCACCAACAAUUCAAUGGGGUCAUUGGUGACUGGAGCCAAUGUCCAAAGAAUCCCUGGCCUUAACACCCUAGGCGUGUCCCUCUCCCGGAUCGACUAUGCCCCAGGAGGCCUAAACCCACCCCACACCCACCCGCGUGCCACCGAAAUGGUGUUUGUGCUAGAAGGUGAAUUGAAUGUUGGUUUCAUUACCACAGCCAAUGUCCUCUACUCCAAGUCCAUUAAGAAAGGUGAAAUAUUUGUAUUCCCCAAAGGUCUAGUCCACUUCCAGAAGAAUGAUGGCAAGGUUCCGGCUGCAGUAAUCGCUGCUUUCAACAGCCAGUUACCUGGAACUCAGUCCAUAGCAGUCACAUUGUUUGCUGCUUCACCACCCGUGCCAGACAAUGUUUUGACCAAGGCAUUCCAAGUUGGUACCAAGGAAAUUGAGAAAAUCAAGUCCAGGUUUGCACCAAAGAAUUAG
Molecule: messenger RNA, 651 nt
Organism: Fraxinus pennsylvanica
Lineage: Eukaryota; Viridiplantae; Streptophyta; Magnoliopsida; Lamiales; Oleaceae
Source: the annotation of a GenBank genome assembly